UUCUACAGUGAACCCAUGCUGCACAUAUACACAUAAGCACGUGUUCCUGUCUAUUCAAAGUGUGCAGGGUUGGGGAACAGUAAUAGGGGAGGUCCCUGUGUUCAUCACGUCCCAUGCUGCCAUGUUAUCAGGGACGGGCCCCAGUGAUGAAGGCUCUGAGAAGCUUGCAGAGAUGUUCCACUUAACAAUGAUCUCAUAUCUGACUCACGGAUCGCUUGUGGAAAUUUCCCUGAAACACUUUCUGGAGAUUAUUUUCACUGCUAUAACAAAAACUGUGCUAAACACACACACUAAGAAAGUCUUUGUCGUACCUUGGAGCAGAUGGUGGCCCUCAUUGGGGCUCUUCCCCUGUUUGGCGCCUCUCUUACAGAACCCUUUCAGGGAGUACCUUGAGGCCCAGAGGGCAAAAUUUCAACACGCGCAGAAGAGGGCCACCCCAAUGAUUUCUGAAGAUGACGAUCUAGAUGGUUUGCUUCAUGCAUCUUGAAAUUUAGUCGAAUCUCUUGAGACUUUCUUGAGUAACGCAGCUAUCGGUGCACAUUUUUAUUACUUUUUAAUGUGCUUGCUUAGCUGGUGGUUUGCGCUGAGAUACUCAUGUUCUCAGCUCUGUGUCUUGCACAGGUUAUCUGAUCCCAUUGGUAGGGGUGUUAAGGUGCACCAUGGCUUAUGUUGUGUGUGUGUGGUCUGUUACACUUAAGGGACUGUUUUAAUUUAGUUUAAUUUAGCAUCGUUUUAGCUUCUGACCUCUUUGGAUGGGAUCAAAGUGUAACAGGAAGUAAUUCGACUGACUCUGAAGUCACUAGAUUGUGCUGUUCGUAUUGACUAGUGCCUGUAUGGCAUUACUCUUUUUUUUUUUCUGAGUGAAGAUCGUCUCAUGUUCUAAAAGCCCAGUGAAUCAUAAUGUUCCUUUCGUCUAGAGUUAUUGUUUUGUUUCCAGAGAUCCAAAGAGGAGAGGGAGAAGGAGUGUGUGUGUGUGUGUGUGUAACCACAUGACUCACUACAGGGCCACUCCACCAGAUGCAAUAACGCAUUCAAUCAGAUUAAGAGGCGCGUGUGUGUUCAGGCACAUAUGUGCGUGGGCGACUGCCACGUUUUGCGUGUAGCUGCUUAUCGCUCGUAUUCUAUACAUCUGAAGAGCAUCCGGUCAAACCAGAGGAUGCUGGGAGAGCUGGAUUUGAAUAUUGGAUUGUCUGCCAGUUUGAAAGGUGACUAUCAACUCUUUUUAAACAGUUUCACACUCUAUAGUUUACAUGCCUUUUUAUUUUAGUUACUAGAGAGGUGGUGGCCCCCAAAACUGCACAUUUUGGAUGUCUCCCUAAUCUAACACACCUGAUUCAACCCAUCAGUUCAGUAUUAGAGGCUACAUUGGGUGUGUCGGAUGUAAAAUGUGCAGUGUUGGGGCCACCGGGACCAGAUUGAGAACCACUGCGCUGGUGGCUUGAGAUCAGGCAGCUAAGCAAACGUCUCGUCCAUCUCUUCUUCUUGCGUCUUUUUUUCUUUUAAUUGCUUGUGAAAUGUUUUUUUUUCGGUGCCUUUUUGUAACGCUGCCCUGGUAUGUGAGUCUGGAAGCUGCAGGCGUAUAAAAAAAUGGAACAGUGUGGAGUUUCUUUUGCCGUUACCUUAAAUGAACCCUCGGCUGAACUCAAUGCACUGUGCGCUGCUGGCGUAGAGGAUGAUGCAGGGUUGCCAGAUCUUGUGAGUAAAGUAUGCGAACUGAAAUGUUUGGUCAGCCUGACAAAUUUGGAUAAUAGAAAUUAAGAAAUUGGUUAAACUGGCUGCAUCAAUGAACAAAAUUCCGUAGUAUAAUAUAAAAUUGUACUAAUUAUAUUGUAAGAUAUAGGCCUACUUUCGGGAAAUAAAUUUGAGUAUAUCUAAAUGAAUAGAUUAUGAGAUUUUGCACUUUUAACUUCAAGUUUAAUACAAAACUAAUGUAACUAAGCAAGACAAAAACUAAAGAACAAGAAAUCAUCCAUCAAGUAGGCUAUAUUAUUAAAAUACCAUUUUAGAUUCAAACAAAUCUAAAGAUCUUCACAUAACAUAACACAAUAUAGCCUAGGGCUAUCAACAACUACUUUAUUUCCAAAAAGCAACACGUUCUCCCAACCAAUUUUCUUAUUUUAGUCAUAUCAAGUACACAAUAUAAUUAUUCGUUAGUUCAUUUUGCUGAAUUAUUACCAUAUUAUAAUAAUUAAUUCGUUUUUUAUAUGGGCUAUGUUUCUACAUAUGCUGUAUUUCCCUCAUAUCGUGUGCUAAGGGAACACUAACACUCGAAUAACUUGAAAAACCACUCAAACGCGCGUCUCUUUUCUGGAAAUGAAACCGAAAGGCGCAAGUGUAUUUCCUCUAUUUAUAAACGUCUCGAUUAGGAGCGGUGUAUUAUUCGCAGUUGUGGCAACCCUGCCGAAAGCGAGGGAGCGAGCGUAGGGGAGCGCGCGAGAGAGGCUGUGUGUUAAAAUCCAGCGAGACAGUCUCUCGGAGCGCUCGAAUCCGAUGCUGAUGCUUAGAAAAACGCUGUCUAGGUAGGCACCUCGCUAGGAUUGAAAACACGGCCACUAUGAGAAAGAAAGGAGAAGCUGCCUUCGAUUAUCUCACACGGCGUCCGUUGAAUGAAGGGGGAAGAAAAAAGGCUUUCGGUUCUUCCAUAACGGGAUUUAAAUCAUUACAUUGUUAGAUUUCGAUGGCCACGCCCCACUUUCAGCCCCACCCUCUCGGCUCAUCAGUGGUAAGUGAGUGAAAUCUUCAUUAUGUGUCUUUAUUGGCGUGGAUAUAAGUCUCUCCCUGUGUGUCAGAUAGCUUAUCAGACUGGUGUUGGCUGUUACAUUCGCCCGGCGACAACAGUCUGUAGGCUGUCUGACAUUUUGGGCAUUUUCGUCUCCGAUUAAAAAUAUGAACCCAUUUAAUUUUUGAGUGAUUUUUAUUAUUAAUAUAUCUUUAUUACAGUUUUUGUCUCUAUAUUGUUGUCUAAUUUUAGAGGAGUCGCUAUGAAAGAUUUUUUUCCUCUAUGUGUGUUUACGUGAUUGACGUGUUUCUGCUCGUUCGUCUUUACGUAGCCUUUCUCGUUAAAGGGCGUGUGUGUAAGUGUGUGCGUGUGCGUGCUUGUGUGUGUGUGUCUUCGCUCAGCACUUGGUUUUGUCCACUUGAAUUUCUCGAGAAUCUAGAAAGAACACACCUUAUUGCAACACACUGUUAUGACAGAUCUUUUUGCCCACCCCUUCAUUUGCACUUGUCCUUUUUUCUCCUUCUCUCCAUCGUGUAACUCCCCCGUCGUUAUCUAACAUGUGCAACUGGUAUUUGUUAUUAAAUUAAAAAGAUGUUCAUUCAGCAAUUCCCUCCCUCUGUUUUUCUCCAUUGUAAAAACCACAGGGUGACCCGCUUGGCUUUCACAAUCGAGUCGUAUCAUUUCCUCUUUAACUGUUCAGAACAUCCUGUACUUUAGGGAAGCCCCUCUGCCAUGUAUGUAUGACUGGAUAUGUGUCCUGUGUAAAUCAAUAAAGUUGAAUUAAUUAAAAUGUCAA
This is a messenger RNA of Danio aesculapii, 3515 nucleotides long. RefSeq names its product vacuole membrane protein 1-like. The record is from RefSeq and is a predicted model, not a curated record. NCBI's taxonomy places the organism in Eukaryota, Metazoa, Chordata, Actinopteri, Cypriniformes, Danionidae. The transcript has 6 exons. Bases 122 to 487 code for a protein of 121 amino acids.